GUGCGGGGCCUCGCUUCCGCUAGCGGCGCUGCCAGGAAUCUGCAGCGGGGUCGCUAACCAUGGAGCAAUGGACUCGCUCACCGCUUUCUCUGUGGCUGCUAUUACUGCUCUUGUCCCCAGCGCUGGGCCGCCAAAAGGAGUCAGGCUCAAAAUGGAAAGUAUUUAUUGACCAGAUUAACAGGUCUUUGGAGAAUUAUGAACCAUGUUCAAGUGAAAACUGCAGCUGCUAUUAUGGUGUCGUGGAAGAAGAUCUGACUCCUUUCCGAGGAGGCAUCUCCAAGACGAUGAUGGCAGAGGUGGUCAGACGGAAGCUAGGGACACACUAUCAGAUUAUUAAGAACAGAUUAUACCGGGAAAAUGACUGUAUGUUUCCUUCAAGGUGUAGUGGUGUUGAACACUUUAUUUUGGAGGUUAUUGGGCGCCUCCCUGACAUGGAGAUGGUGAUCAAUGUACGAGAUUACCCGCAGGUUCCUAAAUGGAUGGAGCCCGCCAUUCCUGUCUUCUCCUUCAGUAAAACAUCAGAGUAUCAUGAUAUCAUGUAUCCUGCUUGGACAUUUUGGGAAGGGGGACCUGCGGUUUGGCCAAUUUAUCCUACGGGUCUUGGACGGUGGGACCUCUUCAGAGACGAUCUGGCAAGGUCAGCAGCACAGUGGCCAUGGAAAAAGAAAAAUUCUACAGCAUAUUUCCGAGGAUCAAGGACAAGUCCAGAACGAGAUCCUCUCAUUCUUCUAUCUCGGAAAAAUCCAAAACUUGUUGAUGCAGAAUACACCAAAAACCAGGCCUGGAAAUCUAUGAAAGACACCUUGGGAAAGCCAGCUGCUAAGGAUGUGCAUCUUGUGGAUCACUGCAAAUACAAGUAUCUGUUUAAUUUUCGGGGUGUAGCUGCCAGUUUCCGGUUCAAACACCUCUUCCUGUGUGGUUCACUUGUCUUCCAUGUUGGUGAAGAGUGGCUAGAAUUCUUCUAUCCACAACUGAAGCCAUGGGUUCACUACAUCCCAGUCAAAACAGAUCUCUCCAAUGUCCAGGAGCUCUUGCAAUUUGUGAAAGCAAAUGAUGACAUAGCCCAAGAAAUAGCUGAAAGGGGAAACCAGUUUAUUAUCAACCACUUGCAGAUGGAUCACAUCACCUGUUACUGGGAGAACCUGUUGACUGAAUACUCUAAAUUCCUGUCUUAUAAUGUAACAAGAAGGAAAGGCUAUGAUCAGAUUAUUCCCAAAGUUUUGAAAACUGAACUCUAGUAGGAACCUUAGAUCAGUAGUCCUCACUGUGGCAGUAGGACCUCACAUAUCCUGUGGUCAGAAGCUUACCAUGAGUGUGUUACCUAUAUCAUGAAUACCUUGUAACAAACCAUGCUGCUCCCAGAGCAAGGUCCAAAAUGUGUAUAAUACAGAUAAGCAGCAGCUCAACUCUGGCCGAGUAAGAACCAAAAGUCAGGAGAUGUGGGUUUUGAACCCAUUUCUAGGACCAGUCACAGCUUGUGCCUCAGAUCAUCCACAUGUGUAUGUCUAUCACUGUGAAACUAACUGCAUCCAUGUGAUGAUGCCCUUUGUCCCAUUAUUUGGAGCAGAAAAAUUUAUCAUUUGGAAUUAGCAGGCCUCAUUGCCACAUUUCUGCAGCUAUUC
Molecule: messenger RNA, 1622 nt
Organism: Orycteropus afer afer
Lineage: Eukaryota; Metazoa; Chordata; Mammalia; Tubulidentata; Orycteropodidae
Gene: POGLUT1
Product: protein O-glucosyltransferase 1
Biological process (GO): positive regulation of Notch signaling pathway; protein O-linked glycosylation
Cellular component (GO): endomembrane system
Molecular function (GO): UDP-glucosyltransferase activity; UDP-xylosyltransferase activity
Source: RefSeq, a predicted model, not a curated record